AAACUGACGUGUCGGGGAACGCUUCCAGUGAUAAGGAGCCGCGCAUAGAGGAGUUUUCCAAACUUUAAGAAGUAUUUUGUCUUUUUCUUAUUGUUGCGACGUGCGUUGUUUCAGCCAAUGUUGUGUUGUCAAACUUCUCGAGACUCAGUUUCUGAAAGACUGAGUACCAGCUUUACUUCAAGGCAAUUGUUGUCUUUUCUUUAUCGGAUUAUAUGCAUGUCAAUAUAAGAACGAUGAGAUGAGAUUCUCUUGCACUGGGCUGAAGUAAAUGCUUCACUGUCAUGGAAUGUGGAAGCGCGAGCUUUUUUUUUUUUUUUUUUUUUUAAAUCCCUAAAUUUAUUUACAGGUAAUUGUGCUGAGCCUUCAUAUUUUGUGGGAAACAAAAAGCGAUCUAUUUUGACUGUCAUAACCAAAUCUGAUUUGUAAAAAUAUUUAUAAACUGACUGAGACCUUUUCUGAAGCGUUUUUAUUUUGUUUUACUUAUUAUUAUACUUAUGGUUCUACCAAACUUUUGCACUUUUUUGCGGUGAGUGUCAAAAUUCUAAACUUAUUUUUAAAAUUAUUAUUAUUAUUAUUAAUUUUAAGUAAGUUCAAUCUUAGCGCGAAUCGCAUGAGGCUUUGCUGGGUUGUAUCUACUGGCCUGAGUUUCAACUAAAGACUUCAAACAUGAGGGGAAGGUACAUGCUUGGUUUCACAGUUUUGUGUCUGUUGACAUGGUCGGUUUAUGUGUCAGAGAGCAGCCCGACAGAUAUACAAGCCAAGCUCGGGCUGAUGUCCAUAAGACAAGCAAGACUCGACAAAUCAAGACAUAGUCAGAUCAUUAGAACAGGAUCAUGGAUCAGUGACCGACGCCAACAAAUACUGGGAGAUGAGGGCAUAAACAUUACCAGCAACGGACACUCCAGAAUAGUCUUGACACAAAGGAGACCAGCACAGGGUGGGUCUAGGAAUCCAAUUCAGCAAGAUAAUGGAACACCUGCAGCCAGGGCCAGAGUAUACCGAAUGCCAAGCAGCACUGGUUCUCCAAAUUUAUUGGCCUCAUUUGCUGGGAAGAACCGCCUGCUGGUCAUUUCAGCACCUCAUGACUCUGAAGGCUACUACAGAUUGAUGAUGAGCCUUCUCAAACCAGAGGUUUACUGUGAGAUGGCAGAGCGCCACAUGCAUCAGAUUGUGAUAUUUCACCAGGAAGGGGAGAUGGGUGGGAAAAUCCGACGUAUUACAAAUGAAGGCAAAGUGAUGGAAGAGCCUUUAGAUACGGCCCUCAUUCCCAGGCUCAUGAACUUCCUUAAAUUAGAGAAAGGGAAGUUUGGAAUGGUCCUUCUUAAAAAGACCCUACAGGUGGAGGAGCGCUACCCAUAUCCUGUCAGACUGGAGGCCAUGUACGAUGUUAUCGACCAGUCGCCUAUGCGCAAAAUGGAGAAAUUGCGUCAAAAAGGCUUCGUGCAGAAGUGUAAAGGGGCUGGGGUUGAGGGUCAGGUGGUUGAGGGGGUCCCCAGCAUCAGUCCCCAGGUUGAUUUACCAAUGGAUAGGAGACCAGAGAGAAAAGAGGUGAGGAAACCCAUCCGGAGACAGCCACAGGUGACAACUACAACUACACCAACUCUAACGAGACCAACAACCACUACCACCACCACAACUACCAAAGCAACUACCACCACCAUAAGACCCACAACUACAACCAGCUCCACCACAACAACAUCAACAAAACGGUCUGCCACAACCACUACACGGGCCACCACCACCACUCAGAGCACCACCAGAGUUUAUACUACCCUGCAAUGGAUCCCAGCCCACAAGACCACUAAUGAGCCCUACUAUUACAACCAUAAGGACAGAUACAAGACCAAAAGCACCACCUCACCCACCACCAUUUCUGCUUAUUAUAGCAAGGCAGACACAGGAAAAUAUGGCGAUAACCGCACAGACAAAAAGGAAUAUGGUCGCAAACAAACCAAUGUCAUACCUACACAACACAAGCCUUCUAAAGUUAAGCCAUCCAAGAAAAAGAAUGGCAAUAAGGGAAUUAGUCAUGCUUAUGAGGAUAAAUACGAUGUAGGAGAACCCACCGAUGGUUAUCCUGAAAAGGAGGAAGAGAUUGUCCCCACCAAGAAAGGUAAGGGCAGGCUGGACAAGACUGAUAAAAAGAAGAAAAAGGACAAGAGUGACAAGUUGUCAAAGAAGGACAAGGCAGAGAGGAGGGGAAAGGAUGGAAAAGGGGGAAAGAAAAAUGGUAAGAAAGAUUUAAAGACCCCUGAGAAAGAAGAAUAUCCGAAACCAACAAAGAGACCACCACCGCCACCACCCAAAAUAAAUCUGGCAAACUUUUUGGACUAUUUUGAAAGCAGAAGGAGACUAAUUUUGAUUACUGUUCCAACGGAGGAAAACAACAUGUAUGUUCAGCAGAAGGAUGAAUACCUGGAACAUGUGUGUGAGAUGGCCAUCAGAAAGAUCUCCAUCAUCACCAUCUUCGGCACUCUGACAAACAGCACCAUGAAGAUAGAUCAUUACCAACUUGAGAAUGACAAACCCAUGAAAGGUCUGAGACAGGAGGAUUUGGAGAACAAGAAUCUCAUCACAGAACUGAGGAAAGAGUAUGGAAUGACCUAUAGUGAUUUCUUUAUGGUUCUUACAGAUCUGGACAUGAAAGGGAAGCAAUACUAUGAAGUGCCAAUUGCAAUGAAAGCUGUGUUUGACUAUGUCGACACGUUUUUGUCACGCAUCAGAGAAAUGGAACAACAGAAACGUGAUGGAGUGACUUGUAAGAAAGAAGACAAGCCAAGAUCAUUAGAGAACUUCCUUUCCAGGUUUCGGUGGAGACGGAGGUUGUUUGUCAUAUCUGCGCCAGAUGAUGAGGAAUGGGCAUAUCAGCAACAGCUCUAUGCAUUGACCAGCCAGGCAUGCAAUCUAGGUCUUCGCCAUGUGUCAAUUCUGAAGCUUGUAGGGAAAGAGCUGGCAGACAUGGGUGGAGUGUUGGAACUUUACCCCAUCAAUGGAACUGCAACAGUGGAGCGUGAAGGAAUAUCUGCAACUCUAGUGAGGGACAUCAGAAACUAUUUCCAGAUCAGCCCUGAGUACUUCUCCAUGCUGUUAGUGGGGAAAGACGGAAACGUCAAGUCCUGGUACCCGUCCCCCAUGUGGUCCAUGGCCAUCAUCUAUGACCUGAUCGACUCUAUGCAGCUCCGCAGACAGGAAAUGGCCAUCCAGCAGUCUCUAGGCAUGCGCUGCCCGGAAGAUGAGUAUGGUGGCUAUGGUUACCAUGAGGGUUACCAGGAUGGCUAUCAUCAGGGUUAUUAGGGCUAACCUGUGAUCCCUGCAAAAGGUUUUACAGUUUCCAUAAAAGAGUUUCAUGUUAGAGAUAACUCAUAAAACAUUUACCUGGUUUUGUAAUAAUUCACUUGUUUAAAGAUACCUCUCCUUUGCGAUAGGUCUAAGAUCUCUUUCACAUCUAUGGACAUAAUCUUUUGUAGAUAAAAGACAUUAACAAAAAGAUUUUAUUUAUUGGAAGUUUUCUGUUUACUAAGUGAUUGUUUUAAAAGUCACAUCAUGCAUUCCUUUUUUAAACCAUGGAUUUGUUUUUCUUUGUUGUAAAGAGCACUGUUGCCAUAUGGUGUAUAUCUUAUAUAUAAACAUACAAGUUGUGCUUGAAUUUCAUUAAAGAUAUAUUACCAUGCCUUUGCACUUUGGAUACAAUAUGCUCCACAUAUUGCAAGUCAUCAUAUAAAAUCUAUUCUCUGCUAGACUAACGUAUAUUACACCUCGAAUUUAUCUUUAAAUGCUUUGUGAUCCCAGAUGGCUUCUUUUUAUUAUUAUUUUCUCCAUUUGUUUAAGGCACUGUGUUGUAACGUAAACAAUCUAACAUUUUCUGAAGGAAUUCUAGAUAAACUGUUACGAUAGAUACAUUUUUUUUUUUUUUUUUUUUUUUGGCUUUAUCCCCCUCUGCUGGUCAGUAAUACAUUGGCAGUUGCCAAAACAUUUUAGUUGUCAAGUCAUUUUUGUUUGUAUAGCGCUUUUCACAACACACAUCGUUUCCAAGCAGCUUUACAGGAUAUCAUGCAUUAACCAAAAAAUAAAACCGAAAAUGU
Molecule: messenger RNA, 4082 nt
Organism: Xyrauchen texanus (razorback sucker)
Lineage: Eukaryota; Metazoa; Chordata; Actinopteri; Cypriniformes; Catostomidae
Product: coiled-coil domain-containing protein 80-like
Exons: 7
Coding region: 667-3294 (875 amino acids)
Source: RefSeq, a predicted model, not a curated record